GGGAGGACAACAAAGGGGUGUGGAAGGCCGUAGUGGUGUGCGAGGGGCGGCUCAGCAGGUAGAAAGAAUGAAAGGAAGGGGGGAUGAAAGAAUGUUGAACCUUUUUAUUUGGCUGUAUGAUGGAAGGAAAUAGAACAGAGAACCUCUGCAACAGAUCGUUUGGAUGGCUUCAGCGACAAGAGAAUGAUGCAAAACCAUGGCUCUGGAAACUUUCUGAUUGUUUUUCUGCUGCUGAGAAGUCUUUGCCUUGCAGUGCAAGAACGAAAGAUUACAUGGAGAACAAGAAAGCUGCUAUAGAAUUGAAGGAUGCUUCAUUGCCUCAUAAUGCUGGCUCUAAACUGUUUCCAGCAGUUCCACUUCCUGAUGUUCAUCCUCUUCAGCAACAACAAAUACAGCUUUCACCUGGCCCGAAAGUAAGCUGCUGUGCUCAUGGCUCUGACUCUUCUUGUACUUCGCAAAUGCGUUGUGUUGGUGGUGGUAACUUGAUUCAUCCUGGCACAAUAUUAGACUCAAAAAGCACUGGGACGAUUACUUGUCAGGUAGGGUCAGGAUUUGCUUAUCAGUCUGCGUCUUCACUGAAAGCGCCUCCAGCUAGAAGCAUUGCAAGUGAGUUCCCAGGCAUGUGCGUAGAAAACAGUGUAUCUUCCUGUCAACAUCUUUCCUGUUGUGGAAAACUCCAUUUCCAGUCCUGUCAUGGUAACGUGCACAAACUGCAUCAGUAUCCAGCCCUUCAGAGCUGCACAUCUUCUGGCUAUUUUCCUUGUUCUGAAUUCACAAGUGGGGCUGCAGGCCACUUGGAUGAGCAUAUUGCACAGUCGGAACUAACAUCACGUGUGUACGCCAAUCCUUUGCACCUAAACAUGGCACCUUCAGUUUGUUUAAAGGGCUCUCACUACUGCAGUGACUGCCUGAGCAAGCCAACCAGAAACAGCCUAGUUGAUGCUGCUAAAAUCUGGCCAAAUAUUCCUCCUCCAAAUGCACAGACUGCACCUGUUCCUAUCCCAAUAUGUAAUGGCUGUGGAACCAAAGGAACAGGAAAUGAGAAGAGUUUGCUCCUGGCAAGCAGCCUUGGAAAUUCACCACAGAAAUAUGGAUCUCCGGAAGUUGCAAUAACAGGCCAGGUUCUGGAAAACUUGCCCCCCAUUGGAGUCUUCUGGGAUAUUGAAAACUGCUCAGUUCCCACUGGCCGUUCAGCUAUAGCAGUCGUACAGAGGAUUCGUGAAAAGUUUUUUAAAGGUCACAGAGAGGCAGAAUUCAUCUGUGUGUGUGACAUUAGUAAAGAAAACAAAGAAGUUAUUCAGGAGCUAAACAACUGCCAGGUGACUGUUGCACACAUCAAUGCUACAGCAAAGAACGCUGCUGAUGACAAGCUCAGACAGAGUCUUAGGAGAUUUGCUGAUACACACACUGCACCUGCCACUGUGGUUCUUGUGUCAACGGAUGUAAACUUUGCUUUAGAACUCAGUGACCUGAGACACAGACAUGGCUUCAGGAUAAUUUUGGUACAUAAAAACCAAGCUUCAGAAGCACUUUUACGUCAUGCUCAUGAGCUUGUUUGUUUUGAAGAAUUCAUUUCAGAUUUGCCACCAAGGUUACCACUGAAAGUGCCGGCAUGCCAUACACUAUUAUAUGUUUAUAAUCUGCCAGCAAACAGAGAUAGCAAAAGUGUGAGUAACAGACUUAGGCGUUUGUCAGACAACUGUGGCGGGAAGGUGCUGAGCAUUUCUGGAAGCAGUGCAAUUCUCCGUUUUUUAAAUCAAGAAAGUGCUGAACGGGCUCAGAAACGAAUGGAAAAUGAAGAUGUAUUUGGUAACAGGAUUGUAGUGUCUUUUACUCCCAAAAACAAAGAAGUUAAUGAAACAAAAAGUUCUGGCUUUGUUGGAACUGAAAAGGUGAAGUCUCCAAAAAAAAUUAACAAGAACACAAAGCUGUGCCUCCUCAACAAAGACUCGAGUGAUCAGUCUACUGGUACCAAAGGCUCUGCUGGAAGAGGUUUCCAGAUCCAUGGAUCUGUCACCAAACCCACAAAUGUUAAAAGUUUACAGGAGCUGUGCCACCUUGAAUCAAAGACCAUAAGUAGAAAUACGGAAAACCAACAAGAACAUUUAAGAGAACAAAUUCCGUCUCCUCAAAGUAAUUCUAAUGCAGCGACUCCUGUCUCUCCAGCACCCAAAAGUGGAAUGGGAGAAACAUCCUGUAAAAGCAGCCAGAAAAAAGAGACCUCCGCUUCCAGGAGCGUUACCAAUUCUCCUGUAGAUAAAAAAGAUAAAGAUGAAACUGUAUUUCAGGUCAGCUAUCCCUCUGCUUUCAGUAAGUUGACAGCCUCAAGACAACUCAGUCCUUUACUCAUGUCUCAGAGUUGCUGGUCAUCUCGGAGUAUGUCUCCAAACCUUUCAAAUAGAUCAUCUCCACUCACAUUUAAUGUAGUAAAUCAUACUGGUGGUACAGACUGCUCUGAGCCCUUUGCAAAUGGUGCAGACAUUCAGGUCAGCAAUAUAGAUUACAGAUUGUCCAGAAAAGAGUUGCAGCAACAUUUACAAGAAACUUUCUCAAGACAUGGCAAGGUAAAAUCUAUAGAGCUCAGUCCUCACACAGACUACCAGUUGAAGGCUAUAGUUCAGAUGGAAAAUCUGCGAGAAGCAAUCAGUGCUGUCAACAGUCUUCACAGAUACCAAAUUGGUGGUAAAAAGAUCCAGGUCUCAUUAACAACAGGAGCUGCUAGUAAAUCACUUGCUCUACUGAGCUCAGAAACCAUGUCCAUUCUGCAGGAUGCACCUGCUUGUUGUCUGCCUGUGUUCAAAUUCACAGAAAUCUAUGAAAAAAAAUUUGGGCAUAAGUUAGUUAUAUCAGACUUAUAUAAGCUAACAGAUACUGUGGCAAUACGUGACCAAGGAAAUGUGCGGCUGGUAUGCCUUCUACCCAGCAGCCAGGCCCGGCAGAGUCCUUUAGGAUCUUCACAGUCACAUGAUGGUUCAUCAGCAAACUGUAGUCCUGUAAUAUUUGAAGAGUUGGAAUACCAUGAGCCUGUUUGUAAGCAGCAUUGCCUGAAUAAAGACUUUAUUGAGCGUGAGUUUGAUCCAGAUUCUUAUAAAAUUCCUUUUGUGGUUCUCUCUCUGAAGACAUUUGCUCCUCAAGUUCACAGUCUUCUACAGACACAUGAGGGUACUGUGCCUUUACUAAGUUUUCCUGAUUGCUAUAUGUCAGAGUUCAAUGAUCUUGAAAUGGUGUCAGAAGGCCAGGGUGGUGUUCCUUUAGAACAUCUCAUUACCUGUGUUCCUGGGGUUAACAUUGCAACUGCCCAAAAUGGAAUUAAAGUUAUUAAAUGGAUACAUAACAAACCACCACCUCCUACUACAGAUCCUUGGCUUCUACGUUCUAAGAGCCCUGUAGGCAAUCCACAACUUAUUCAGUUCAGUAGAGAAGUGAUAGAUCUGCUUAAAAGCCAACCAUCCUGCGUCAUACCUGUCAGUAAAUUCAUCCCAACAUACCAUCAUCACUUUGCAAAACAAUGCCGUGUGUCUAACUAUGGGUUUUCUAAACUAAUGGAGCUGCUAGAAGCAGUGCCUCAUGUACUGCAAAUUCUUGGUAUGGGUUCCAAACGCUUGUUAACUCUAACACACAGAGCUCAAGUGAAGCGCUUUACUCAAGACUUACUGAAGCUUCUCAAAUCCCAGGCCAGUAAACAAGUUAUUGUAAGGGAAUUCUUACAGGCUUAUCACUGGUGUUUUUCUAAGGACUGGGAUGUUACUGAGUAUGGAGUGUGUGAACUGGCUGAUAUUAUAUCAGAAAUUCCAGAUACAACCAUCUGUUUGUCACAGCAAGACAAUGAAAUGGUAAUUUGUAUUCCCAAAAGAGAACGUACACAAGAAGAAAUUGAAAGAACCAAGUGGUUUGCUAAAGAGGUGGUAGACUUACUGCGCCAUCAACCCCAUUUUCGAAUGCCCUUCAAUAAAUUUAUUCCUUCCUAUCAUCACCACUUUGGUCGCCAGUGUAAACUUGCUUACUAUGGUUUUACAAAACUAGUUGAACUCUUUGAAGCUAUACCAGAGGUCUUACAAGUAUUGGAAUGUGGGGAGGAGAAAAUUCUCACCCUUACAGAGGUGGAACAAGUCAAAGCAGUUUCUGCCCAGUUUGUUAAACUGCUACGGUCUCAGAAGGACAACUGCCUCAUGAUGAGUGAUGUACUGACAGAGUACCGCAAAACAUUUGGAUACACACUGCGUCUUCAUGACUAUGAUGUUAGCUCAGUUCCAGCUUUAAUGCAAAAACUUUGCCAUGUUGUAAAGGUUGUUGACACAGAGUCUGGCAAGCAAAUUCAGUUGUUAAAUAGAAAAUCUCUGCGAACUCUCACUGCUCAAUUGCUAGUCUUGUUGAUGUCCUGGGAUGAAGCAUCCUUUCUCUCUGUGGAACAGCUGAAACAGCAUUAUGAAACAACCCAUAGUACUUCGCUUAAUCCAUGUGAAUAUGGAUAUAUGACCUUAACUGAACUCCUGAAGAGUCUGCCUUACUUGGUUGAGGUUUUUACCAAAGGUUCAGAGGAAGAAUACGUGAAGCUUACAAAUCUGUAUGUGUUUGCAAAGAAUGUAAGGUCCUUACUUCACACUUACCAUUAUCAGCAGAUUUUUCUUCAUGAAUUCCCAGUAGCAUAUAGCAAAUACACAGGAGAAGCGCUGCAACCUCAAGCAUAUGGAUGCAACAAUUUAGAGGAGCUCUUGGGAGCAAUUCCGCAGGUGGUUUGGAUUAAAGGACAUGGUCAUAAGAGAAUUGUGGUACUAAAGAAUGAUAUGAAAAUUUGUUUUAGCUCACCUAGUUUUACCCCUGCUGAUCAUGUGGAUGAUCAUGGAAGUCAACUUGCUGACAAUAAUGAACAAAUUACAGAGAUGGCAGAAUCCACUUCAUCAAUGGAAUCACAUCUAGGAACACCUAGCAAUGCUUCUAAUCAAACUGAGCAAGAACUUCUUUGCCUCACAAAUACAUCUCCUGUUGACCUUCUGUGUGAGCCAGUUCCUUCCUGCCUGCCAUCCCCACAGCUGAGACCUGAUCCAGUGGUUCUCGAGUCUGCAGAUCUCAUUCAGUUUGAGGAACGCCCUGCAUCUCUGUCUGAGAUAAUGAUUUUAACAGAAGAAGAAAAACAGAGAAUUGUUACCACAGCCGAAGAUAAACUGACCUGUGGAUCUGUGGUACCUAACACCACAGAGAAUGCUUCAGUGUCUCCCUGUCACUCCUCUGAAACCCAACAAAACAAGGUAGUUAUGGACAGCCCAGCCAAAAAGCAACACAAAAACAAGGUGAAAUUGGCAGCAAACUUUUCACUUGCACCUGUAACGAAGCUUUAACUCUUCAGUGUGAAAAACACAUACCUAUGGACUCUGCACAAAUAAAGCUUUUUGCUAGCCCUUGCGUAUUUUAAUGAAAGGCAUAAAAUUAAUUUGUAUUUAAUGUAUUCUGUGAAGAUUUUGUUCCUUUUACACUGAACACAGCUAUCAGCAGAGCAGAUUUUUUUCUAUUAUUUUGAAAAAAAUUCUGGUAUUCAGUAAAUUAUUCUUAAAUUUUACAGUUUUUCAUAAAUGUGUGUUCAGUAAAAGCAGAAUAUUCAAGUAAAAUGGAACAGAUUUUAUUUUCUUGAAGCCUUGUUGGUGGUGUAAUCAUACAUGUAGCAUAUUGUAUUCUAUAGGCUGUUGCUUACUGGUAUUGUUUCAGACAGUAUUAAUAAAAUGCAUGAUCUGUCUUUCAAAAGCCUCUUGAGAAAUUGUAACUCGCUGACCUGAAAUGACAAGAGUGAGGGAGCUGAUUGUCCUUCAGAAACUUGUUCUCUGACCUUUCAGAUGACUUGUAACUGCUUUGGAAAUUUUUGUCUAAAGAUGUCUGUAGAAGAUUGUGGAUUUUUUGUAAAACUUGUUUUAAGUGUUUUCUGUAGCUUUCAGUUCCAUUUAGGAGUUUUCUAGGACAUUGAUGCUUUAAGCUUCCCUUUUUAUAUUUAGUUCCAGUCUGGCAUGGAUUUGGUUAAGGAAAAGACUGUCCUGGUGUCAUGAGUUUAAUACACACACAUUUUAUUGUGUCUAGAAAUGAAGUUAGGAAGAUUCUGAUAUUUCUGAAAUAUGCAUUCAAUGCAUAAAUCACAGAUAAUGGAGCAGGUCUUAUUUAUGUAUGUUUUGUGAUAGAAGGUAUUGAUGCUAUUUCCACCUGUAAGGAAAGUUCUAACUACAUGUGGAAAUGCUAAGGUUGUUCUGCUUAACCUUGUUUUUUUAUUAAGCAUGUUCAGUAAAUGGGAAGCUUAUUCUUUCAUGUGUGCUCUUCAGCUGUGUCUGCUUUUAUUCUAAAACUUGCUCCUAGCAUUGGAAGCUUUUUUCAGCUGGUGGUGCCUUGUGCUGGCUUUUGAAAGGGAACAGCUUUGGAAGAGAUGUUAAGUCAGUGGAUGACCUUAACUCUAGUUAGUAGAAAUAUCCAGUGUAUGAGACUUUAUACCCAUUCUGGGUAACAGCGGCAUUUACAAUGGGGUUGUAUUUGCCAGGCAGCAAAUAAAUUGCUUGUAGUAUUGAAAUAACCUAUACUAGAGGCUUUCCACUGGCCAACUGAAUAUUGUUUUAGGUGGAUUCUAUUGUAAUAUACAAGAGAUGGAAAAUGGCUUCUAACUUCUCAGCCAGCAACAAGAAAUGCCACUGAAUAAUGGCUAUAGACAGAAUUUUAGUAGUCAGAUUUUGUUAUAAAAUCUUUUAAACUUAGCCAAGAUUAUCAGUAGUGAACUUAUAGCCAUUGUGAAUGCAGAGAAACACUUAAAAGUUUUUCUGAGCAUUAUGGCACAGUAUUUUGAGUCCUUUAAUAAACCUCUACAGACAUACUGCUAUAGAAAGAGAAAUGGAGAAGUAAGCUUUUUUGGACUUAUUUUAAUGAGUCAAAUGCAACAACAUCCGCUUUCACCUUAAGUUUGAUAAGGUUAACACUGAUCAGUCUAGAUCUUUGUUUCAGAAGAGCAUGCACUGGAGAAAAGACCAACCUGAAAUUACAUUUUCAUGACAUGCAGCUACAAGUCAUCUGGAAUUCUAAAGAAAACCUUUUUCUUCAGAGGAAAACAUGGUAUUUGUCAGAGUGAGUGUGGUGGUUAUACCGUUUAUGGAGGUCAGCAUAACUCUUCUGGAUUCAUGUGUGAUUCUGAUGAUAUUGCUGUUUGAAAGUAAUAGAAUAAUACUUUUUGAGAGUUGUGUUCAUAGUGUAACAAAAUAGCUAAUUGAAUUGCAAUAUAUUUUUUUACCCAAAGGGUUAAAUGAAUGAUGUGACUUAGAUUUAAAAGCAUUACAACCAUGAAAUUCUUUAAUUUAACACUGAAAUGUACUACUUCAGAUUCAUGUCUGUUUGAAAAAAGUCACUGAAGCCCUCAACUUAUGCACUUGAAAUGGGAGGGAGAAGAAAAUUCUUUUCUUAGCUGUCUACUUUGUUUGGACACUUUCUUUUGUGGCUCAAGUGCUGUUUCAUGUGUUGGGACCAAACAGUUGUGUCAAUAAAAUUUUCAAGCAAGCAUAACUCUUGUCCUUGUCUAAAGACACCUGCAAAAACCCUGUCCUAAAAUCCUUAACUUGCUCUGUCCCAUUGAGUUUAAUUACCCAGACAGAGCAGAAAGCUAAAAUUUGGGAUUUAGUAAAGACCAAUUUUUACAAUUCAGCUGCUAGCAGAUGUACUCAGUAUCUCUUCAUGCAACAUAAUAUUUAGGGUUUACUUUAGAAAGAAACUGCUGUUCAUCAGACUAAAGAGAGAAAUGGAGAAAGGAGUGUAAAUGACACAGGUUUGAAGUAAGGUGUUCCUCCUGAGUUCUAGUUUCACUUUGAAAUGUAAAAAUCAAUGUGAAUAAUGUCAUAUGGAGUGUUACUGUGCAAUAAAGUUAACAAAUCACUUUUGAGUUA
Molecule: messenger RNA, 7895 nt
Organism: Melopsittacus undulatus (budgerigar)
Lineage: Eukaryota; Metazoa; Chordata; Aves; Psittaciformes; Psittaculidae
Gene: MARF1
Product: meiosis regulator and mRNA stability factor 1
Exons: 27
Coding region: 117-5336 (1739 amino acids)
Biological process (GO): regulation of gene expression
Cellular component (GO): peroxisome; cytoplasm
Molecular function (GO): CCR4-NOT complex binding; RNA binding; RNA nuclease activity
Source: RefSeq, a predicted model, not a curated record